Messenger RNA from Microthlaspi erraticum, 576 nucleotides. NCBI's taxonomy places the organism in Eukaryota, Viridiplantae, Streptophyta, Magnoliopsida, Brassicales, Brassicaceae. The record is from the annotation of a GenBank genome assembly.
AUGAGGAGUGGAAGGAACAGAGGCGAUUACUCACGCCGGCGUGAAGAUAUAGCGAGAGGGAAGAGACCCGUCGUAUCUGACGACGACUUCGUGGAGGAAUUGACCAUGCAGGAUGCUCCUUUUCCUGAGACCCUGCGAGAUGACGAGCCCGAUGAUACACUGACGGGGAUAGAGAUGCUGCGUCUCCACAGCCUCCUCGACAUGAGGUUUGGCGGGACGCGGUAUGCAGACAGAGACACGAUGCAGACGCUCCGCAUCACCGAGGACGUCGAUGAGAUGUUCACCAACGUAGGGAUCAAUCGACUUAUGUACCAGCAGCACGAGUCUUAUCGGAAGGCGACUUGCCUCUUACUCGCCGCAUUCACAGACGAUCCUUGCGACGCCGGCAAGUCUACACCUGACGGCAGCGACGGAUACAUUAGCUUUUGGGCUACGGGACGGAGGCACUACCUCUCAUACCGUGAGAUCGACCGAUCUCUCUCUCUACCGCCGGGCAACAGCCACCGUCUCGACGUCGACCGCGACGAGAUGACCGCACUCUGGGGACGAUCGCGUUUGGGGAUUACUUCUCCUUAA